Messenger RNA from Lobosporangium transversale, 753 nucleotides. Its product is annotated as Dolichyl-diphosphooligosaccharide--protein glycosyltransferase subunit Swp1. Gene Ontology annotation, biological process: protein N-linked glycosylation. Gene Ontology annotation, cellular component: membrane; oligosaccharyltransferase complex. NCBI's taxonomy places the organism in Eukaryota, Fungi, Mortierellomycota, Mortierellomycetes, Mortierellales, Mortierellaceae. The transcript has 3 exons. The record is from RefSeq and is a predicted model, not a curated record. Bases 1 to 753 code for a protein of 250 amino acids.
AUGGUUUUCAGACUGGAAUAUCCAAAUACUGUCGAGAACCUGACUGCCGAUUCAACGGACUUGCUCAAGUUCUCGUUCAAGAUUGAGAAUAGCGAACGUCCACAUCAAGCUAUGGUCGUCUUCCAGAGUCAGGAUGAGUUCCAGGAUGAGAUUAUGGUCGCUGCUUCCGUCAGAUCAUCAGGAAAGGGACGGUUCGAGCUUAACUUUGCAAAAGCAGAUCGCAAAUUCAAGUAUGGUACACGUAAAUACUCUAUGACUUUCUUACUCGGAGGUUUCACAAUUGAUGAGCCUUUCAAGUACACCCUUGGCGAGAUCGAGGUUCAAGCUCCUACCGUUAACCCAGCAACACGUCCAAGUCGUGUUGAAUACAAGUCUCAGCCCGAAAUCCACCAUCAAUUCCGUCCUGACCAAAAAUUGAUCAAUAAGGCUAUCUCAGGCGCAUUCACUUUGCUUGUCCUUACCCCAUUUGCCGCUCUGUUCAUCAUUUGGUCCCAAUUAGGCAUAAAGUUCGAACCUCUCAAGUCUCUUGUCCGAAAACCUCUGGAUUUAGUUGCUGCGAUCGUGUUCUUUGCUUCAUUGAUAGGUAUCGAGUACGUUUUCUACUCGUACUGGACCCAUGUCACAUUGUUCCCAGUACUUCGAUAUCUCAGUGUCCUCUCCCUUGUGGCCAUCGUAUCAGGACGCUCAGUUCUUACUUUAGUUCAAGCACGUCGACUUCAACGUACGGCUGGCUCCGCGAAGAAACAGUCAUAA